This is a messenger RNA of Cladophialophora carrionii CBS 160.54, 1785 nucleotides long. RefSeq lists its product as uncharacterized. The transcript is spliced from 3 exons. The record is from RefSeq and is a predicted model, not a curated record. NCBI's taxonomy places the organism in Eukaryota, Fungi, Ascomycota, Eurotiomycetes, Chaetothyriales, Herpotrichiellaceae. Bases 1 to 1785 code for a protein of 594 amino acids.
AUGUUGGCGCUCAAAACCAUGAAGCUGCCACUAUCAACGAGCGAGCACGCGACUCACCCUCAACUUCCAUCCGAAGUCCUGGACGGGAUCGCAGGCAUUCUCUGCGAGGGCAGCUACCGCCAGCCUGACUCACUGUUUGCCUUUUCCCUGGUCUCCAAACAUUUCAGAAAGUCGACACUGCCAUACCUGUUCGGCACUGUCUCGCACGUUAUCCGCGAUCAACUGCGUCAUGGCGAGCACGGACUGCUCCGUCGCCUCGCUACAAGACCGGGCCUCGUCGAGUAUGCCCACACCUUGCACGUGCUCGCACCGCCACCAGAGAUCCAGUAUGAUCUCCUGCUGCAUCACUCUGUAGCUGCGGAAGAUAUCCGCCACGAGUACCAAGCCUACGACUUCCAGCUGUUACGCGAGAGCUUGCCGCUGAUGCAUCGACUCCGUCGCAUUAGAUUAGACUGUUCUCCUGAAUGCGCCGAACGGAUUCUCGAGAUGCUGCCCGAGGGCAAACAGUACGAGGUCAUUCUCGACCGUUUGUGCACAUCAUGGCCCUGGCCGGAUCUGAUGCAAGCCACCACCGAGGUUUGUUCGACUGCUCAUCACCAUCGUCUUGGACUGGGAGCGUUCGGUGCGCCCCCGUUCAGGUAUCCCGGGCCGACUCAGGCGACCUUUGACAUCAUCUCAGAUGCCGCAGCGCUGAAACUACACAUUGCAUGGCUGUUGAGGGACGGGACCGCUCAGGAAGAGGACGCCGAAGACGCCUCUGCGAGACCGCAAUUCAAAAGGCCACUCUCCUGCACCGAGUUGGGACUCGUCGUCGAGCGUGCAAGCGGAACUCCGCGCCAUUCGCUGUCCGACCUGGACAUGUCGCUAAUCCCAUGGACAAACCUCCAGCGACUCUCUAUCGACUGGCGAUACAGCGUACCCAUGGGCGACUUUCUACAUUCGAACCUUCACCAACUCCUCAAUCUUCGUGCUCUGCACCUACGCGCGUACCAGCAGCGGAGGUAUCACCCGGCGUGUCCGUACGAAGCGCCUCCCGGCAGGAUAUUCGACGACCCCCCGGAUGCCUACCUCUUGACAAUAGAUUAUGACAAGGUCCCCCGCCUCGAAGAGCUGGCAAUCGACGGAAUAUGCAAUCACAUCGCCAUUUCUCAGCUGGUAGGGCCCAGCCUGCGGUGCCUCCGCCUACACCGCGAGGACACCUUGUUUUCCGUGCACAGCGUCGAGAGCCAACGAUGCCACCGGGACAUUCUGCUCGCCGCCCAGCUCUGCCCGGACCUCGAACACCUGGAGCUCGACGUCGGUUACAUCGAGAACCUGUGGCAGUCGGUCGCGGUGCCGGGCGUGGACGUCGAUGUCGGACAGUAUGCCUUUCUCAAUGCAAUCUCCAAGUUCCGCCGUCUCAAGUUUCUCCGCCUGUUCCCGCCCUUUGUGGCCCGAGGCUCUCCGCACGACCGGCGAAGCCUGUGCCAUCGCCUUCCCGUGGCCGACUACCAAGCGGUGAGGAUCUUCGAGCACUUGCGCAACGAAUGCCCCUCGCUGCAACUCCUUUCCAUCGCGGCCAUCCCGUCGUUCAUCAACGUCGACACCAUGUUCUGGGAAGUCAGAAAGCAGGGAGACACGACCAUUCUCACAACAGGGCACAAGAUGCGGAAUUACCAACACCGGCAGACGUGGAUUGGGCUGCGGCGCAUUCGCAGCGAAAUCAGGCGCUUCGAGGAGCCCCCGGCAUAUUUGCCAGAAUCCGAGGAUUGGUGGUUGGGCCGCAUGGAUCGGCUUAUGAUAUAG